Darwinula stevensoni is the source of this 417-nucleotide messenger RNA. The record is from the annotation of a GenBank genome assembly. NCBI's taxonomy places the organism in Eukaryota, Metazoa, Arthropoda, Ostracoda, Podocopida, Darwinulidae.
AACUUUCCCUCGAAAGAGAAACCGAAUGGUCUUUAACCCCCGAGCACCAGACAAUGUUACCAAACAACCGGCGCCUGGAGCAAGAACCCCGACUGCCCCGUGUGCCAGGACCCCCUCAACGACCUGGCAAGCCCCCUCCCCUUUGCCCAUUGCUCACAGAGCCGGCUCAUCUGCCACCUCUCGGGGGACACGCUCAACGAACACAACCCCCCUCUCAUGCUCCCGAACGGCUACGUCUACGGAGAAGCUGCCCUGAGGAAGAUGGCGAUGGAGAGCAGCGGGAGGAUCGUUUGCCCCCGCACAAAAGAAGUGUUUCAUAUCGACGACGUGGAGAAAAUUUUCGUCAUGUGAUCUUGAGUCGAUGAAACCGACGCUUUUCUUCGUCGCUUGUGUUUGAGGCAUAUAUUAAAUGAAAGC